AUGGACAGGGCUUGUUCGUUGUGUGCCAAGUGUAAGUUAGAGUCCAGUCAAGAAGAUGAAGUGUGUCCUCGCCUUAAUUCUGACUGCAUGUCUCUGUCAAGGGACAGUAAAUUAGUUUGGGAGUGGCAGUCUUCUCUGUCUGGCGGUGCUAAAACGAUGAACUCUCCAAAAUGUUCCGACUAUCACUCGGCUCACUCAAUGUGCCUGACAGACAGGGGCAAGAUUCUGCCGUUGUCGAGCUACGACAAGGAAACCAUAGUGAACAAACACAACCAGCUCAGAGCCGGUGUCAACCCUCCAGCAAAAGAUAUGCAAAAACUGUAUUGGGAUAAUGAACUGGCCGCCAUUGCCGCAAAAUGGGCUGCACAGUGCACCAUGGGCCACGACGAGAACAACAAUCGGGCAGCAAACGGUUUUCCUGGCGUCAGUAUUGGACAGAACAUGGCGUUUGGACAGACGAGUUUUAUGAGAGCCAUAGAUGCCUGGUAUUCGGAGGUCAAUCACUUUCAAUACGGGAGCGGUUCUCAGACCGGCGAGGCCAUUGGUCACUACUCUCAGGUUGUCUUGGCAACGGCUGCCAGAGUUGGAUGCGCAAAGGUUGACUGCAGUGGUAAAAUGAAAUAUCAAAUGGUGUACGCCUGCAAUUAUGCAACAGGACAGACGCCAACGCAGCAGAAGCAGCCAUAUUGUAAGACGUGCACGUCAAAGACAGGAAAUCUCUGUGACUGCCGAGGAAUGUUGUGUCUCAAUGGAGGAACUUUCGACAUCUCUACCUGUUCCUGCAAGUGCUGGUCGCUGUUUGGAGGAAAUCAGUGUGAAAUAAUUGAGAGUAAAAGUGCCCUAGUACGACACAGAAGGGCAUAUAAAUGUUCUGACUACCCCUCAUCUCACUCCAUGUGUCUGACGGACAAGGGGACGAAUGUGCCGUUAUCGGCUGCCGACAAAAAGGCCAUAUUGGACAUACACAACGAACUUCGGGCUGGCGUCAGCCCUCCAGCAAGCGACAUGCAGAUACUGCACUGGGAUGAUGAACUUGCCGCAAUUGCCGCCAAAUGGGGUGCACAAUGCCAACAGGGUCAUGAUGCGAACUCCGCUCGCAGAGCUAAUAACUGCCAGGGAAAGGUGUGCUUUAAUGGCGGCACAUUCGACCUCUCGACCUGCUCGUGUACAUGCUGGCCACUCUACACAGGGGAUCAGUGCGAAACAAAGGUAUGCCCUGCAACCAAAACAGAUCAUCCCUCCUGCACAGACGCCGAGAACGCCGACUCUUGUACAAAAUACAGCAACUGGGCUCCAGAAUACUGUCCGUUCUUCUGUGGACUCUGUCCGGACUCGUGUUCCAUAAAGUGCGAGAACGGAGGAUCUGUUAACUCGGUGCCUUGCACCUGUCUCUGUCCACCUGGCUUCACUGGCAAGCGUUGCGAAACAUCAGACAACCCGGACCCUACCACACCUGCGCCUCCGACUACCAAAGAAAAAACUACACAACCUACAACCACUGAAGACACAGACACAACUGAACCUGAUCAAGUAGACACCACGGAACCCGAUGUGCCAGACACAACUGAACCCGAUCAAGUAGACACCACUGAACCCGAUGUUCCAGAUACAACUGAACCCGAUCAAGUAGACACCACGGAACCCGAAGAGCCAGACACCACGACUACACGAGCUACUCCACGCCCGGGCGUCGACUGUUUCAAGGGAGAGAGUCUGGUGUGUAUCGCUGCCGACGUCUUCCCAGGAUACAGGAUUUACGUGAACGCCUACAACUGCCCUCACAUCAGCGGAGCCUGUCCAGUUGGAUGCGACUACAGACAACCGGAAAUCUGCAGCAUAUAUUCCAGUGUCAACUGCGACAGAUACCCUUCAUUUAAUAGAGUUUGUCCUAUGAAAUGUGGACACUGCGACAAGUAAACAACCUUUUCUCCUGAUGACAUCAUGUCAGCAGACCUCAUCACUGGACAGAUGACUCAAUUUCACCAUUGUAUUAAAAUCAUAUAAAAUUAACAAUUCA
This is a messenger RNA of Gigantopelta aegis, 2017 nucleotides long. Its product is annotated as neurogenic locus notch homolog protein 1-like. The record is from RefSeq and is a predicted model, not a curated record. NCBI's taxonomy places the organism in Eukaryota, Metazoa, Mollusca, Gastropoda, Neomphalida, Peltospiridae. The transcript is spliced from 19 exons. The coding region runs from base 1 to 1917 and encodes 638 amino acids.